This is a messenger RNA of Neltuma alba, 1134 nucleotides long. RefSeq names its product guanine nucleotide-binding protein subunit gamma 3-like. The coding region runs from base 205 to 903 and encodes 232 amino acids. NCBI's taxonomy places the organism in Eukaryota, Viridiplantae, Streptophyta, Magnoliopsida, Fabales, Fabaceae. The record is from RefSeq and is a predicted model, not a curated record. The transcript has 6 exons.
UGCCCUUCGCCAUUAUUGUCAUGCACUCUCUCCAUCCUCACAGGUUUCAGAUUCUCUCUCACUCUCACUCCAAUAAUAACACCUUCCCUUCUUCCCUCAUUUUCACCCUUUUCACCUUCCUUUCCUUCGCUCCGUUACUUGUUUUUUCUGCUUCUGGCUCUUAAUUAUUGUCUCUCUGCUGGUCUUUUCAUAUGGGGGCGAGUAAUGGCUACUGCAGCUGGCCGGUCUUCUUUGGGUCCGUCGCUACCGCCGCCGUCCCCGAAGUCGCCGCCCAAGUACCCAGAUUUGCACGGGAAGCGCCGUGAAAUCGCUAGGGUUCAAAUGCUCGAGAAAGAGAUAAGUGUUCUCCAGGACGAAUUAAAAUUCACCGAAGGCCUUCAACCUGCUUCAACGUACUGCAAAGAGCUAAUCGACUUUGUGGUGGCAAACGCGGAUCCCCUGUUACCUACAAACAAGAAGAAACACCGGUUAUAUCGCCGCUUCUGGAAGUGGCUCUGCCGGAUGCCCAGUUUGAAUCUGUAUUGGAUCUGCUGUUACUGCUGUGAUGGGUGCAAUCUUCGUCUAAAAUUACCACAAAGAUGUUGUAAAUGCUGCAAAUUAUGCGACUGCACUUGUUGUCUUCCAUCAUCAUGUAGCAUUUGCGUCUUACCAAAGUGGCGAUGCUUCUCUUGUCCCAAAUCAAAUUGCUGUAAACACAGCUGUCGCUGCCAAAAUUGUUGUAUCAUCCCACGCUGUUGCAAAUUUGACUGUCCUUCCAGUCCCUCUUGCUGCACUUGCAAAUGUUCUUGCUCAUGCUCUUGUCCUAGCUGUCCUGUGGUAAACCCAUGUUGUUGCUUCAUGUCAAGGUCCUGUUGGAAGAACUGUUACUGUACAUGCACAUGCCCAAGAAUGACAGUGUGUUGAACAGUGACGCGCCAAACCAAGGGGAAAAAAAAAAAAGAAAUCAAGAUAUUGGAGUGUUUUGAAAAUAAUAAUAGCAAGAAUGAUAAUUUUGCAGCGUUUAACAUUAUUUGAUGUGAGUUUGUACCUAGAAAUGAUAUGUUAGGCAUGCUUAUGUAUAAAACUAUCUCAUCCUGUACAUGUUGAAGUCCUCGUUGUAUAUUUUUCUGGACCUUAGCUAUGUUAGAAAGGGUA